AUGAAUACACGUAUAUGUACACACAUACACACACACACACAGACGCGAAUCGAUCAGAGUCGGUGAUUUUCCACGAUCGGAAGCUGAAAAGCUGUAAGAGACAAAAUGCUCUUUCGUUCUCUCGACGAGACGUUUCGUCUCUCUCUCUCGCGCGCACACACACACCAACCACACGGUUCGGGCUCUAAUUUCUCUCGUCGUCCGUGCAGUUCCGCGUUCGUUUUUCUCACCACAUGCGAGCUCGCACACUCUCGUCUCCUCGACGCGCGAACGGAAACACAACGUGUCACACCGAGGGGUGAGGUCGAAAUCUGCGCCUCGGACUUUCGCGAUCGUAUCGGAAAAUAUUGUUCGCGAACGCGGACUUGCGGUUUCCCCGUAAAAAUACAAUGGUUCACGUUCCUCCGAUCCGAAGUCGUUUUUAGUUCCGCGUUCUACUGUUCUCAGCCAGCGCCACAAGGGCGCGGGCGAUGCAAAAUAUAUCUACCUUACCUGCAUACACACGUAUACAUAUACCACGUAUGUAUGUGGUAGCUCUAUUUUGCAUAAAAAAAUAGAACACACUUGCGAACGUGAACAAGUAAAAAUUUUGCGAUCGCACGAGUAUUUUAACUCAAAUAACGGAGCUUGAGUUUUUCGAUAUGUGCAAUAUCUAACGUCGGAAAAUUUCUACAGAAAGUUUAUUCGAGAAGAGAUCGAUGUUUCUAACGAGAAUAGUAAUCUAUCGAAAAAGCGAGACAUAACCUAAUUUAAUUACGCGCAAGCAGUGCGUCAAACGUUUACACGUGAAAUGUAUUGUAUUGUAAAUUAAUUUUGUUGAUGUAUAUAAAUUAUUUAUUUACACAAAAUAAAUAAUCACAUCAGUAUAUAAAAUCGUGAUAAGAAUCCUUGAGUGAUUUAAAUAAUAAUUUUGUACAUCUGUCAAACAACAUCAGUUUGUCCACAAGCUAUUAAACUCGCAUCAAAGAUGUCGGACGAGGAGGAUUAUAUGUCUGAUAAAUUUCUCCAGAGCUCUGAGAAGCAAGUUUCCUCGAGUCUGAUAUACAAACAUUCCGAAAGAAGACAAGUUACAUUAAUGAAGAGAAAAGCAGAAAUCGAGUCAAGAAUGAAGGAACAAAAUAAAUCGAUAAAAGUAGUUGAAGCCGAAAAAAGAGAAGAAGGUUUAUCAUCUGCCAUCAGUUGUGAAAAUAAAGGUUUUGAAAUGUUAAUGAAGAUGGGAUACAAACCUGGUCACGGCAUAGGCAAGACUCAAUCAGGAAUAGUUGAACCAAUUUCUGUUGAAGUAAAAGCAGACAGACAAGGUUUAGGCAAGACAGUUAAAACAAAAAAAUCACACAAUCCAAAGACUUCACAUAUGAAAUUAGACAAUAUGGACACAAGAGACUUCCGUAGCAGAUUGGCGCAAGAAAAAACUGAGCAGUUGCAAAAAAGUGAUUUACGUAAGAGUCAGAAGGUGUGUCAAGAAUUGGACACCAAGGGAAGCAUUGAGAAGCCUCAAGAAUCGUGGUUUUGGCCGCGAAACGAAGAAGAAAAGGAAGCAGCCGAUGAAGCUGACGAUGAACAACAACCGGACAAUAUCGAUGAAGACGAUGAAUCUCUCAGUGAUUUCGAGAAACUUGAAAUUCUUACUCGAUAUUUAAGAAAGACACAUUUUUAUUGUAUCUGGUGCGGGACGAGAUUCGACGACGAAGACGAUUUGAGAGACAAUUGUCCAGGAUGUACAAGAAAUGAUCAUUGAUAUACAAAUGUGUGCGACUACUUUUA
Molecule: messenger RNA, 1764 nt
Organism: Pseudomyrmex gracilis
Lineage: Eukaryota; Metazoa; Arthropoda; Insecta; Hymenoptera; Formicidae
Product: G patch domain-containing protein 11
Exons: 3
Coding region: 968-1738 (256 amino acids)
Cellular component (GO): kinetochore
Molecular function (GO): nucleic acid binding
Source: RefSeq, a predicted model, not a curated record